CCCUGCGUGUCCAGUCGAGGAUGACUCCUGCCGGCUGUCUGUUUCUCUGGGCUACCUUGCUUAUCCUGGGCUCCCCGAGCGUUCACACCGCCAGAUCCAAAAUCAACUCCAUCAAAUCUCCGGCGAGUGGGCAAGCCGCCGACCAGACACCCCCGGUCAACCGGUCUGUCGGCUUGCAGCCCGGCAGGCUGAGUAAGAAGAACCCUAUCGCCAGCCAGAAUCAGGCAUGCAGCAAUGAUAAAGAGUGUGGACCCAGUGGGUACUGUCAUCAUUCACACCAUCAAGGCUACCCAUCCUGUGUAUCCUGCAGGCGAAGGAAGAAACGAUGUCAUAGAGACUCAAUGUGCUGCCCAGGAAACUACUGCAGUAACGGUAUCUGUGUACCACUUCUUGAAGGCACCAGUCGCAGAACCCUCCCCGGGGACAUACAAGAGCACACCAAGAAGGGAACCCACCAUGGAUCCAAGGGCACAUAUUGGCAGAUUGUGGGAAACACACAGGCGAAACCAUCACGUGAGAAAGGUCACGAAGGGGACUCGUGUUUGCGCUCCUCAGACUGCGCAGAAGGGUUCUGCUGUGCUCGCCACUUUUGGACCAAGAUCUGUAAGCCAGUCCUCCGCCAAGGGGAAGUAUGUACAAAGCAGAAGAGGAAGGGUUCGCAUGGUUUGGAGCUUUUCCAACGCUGUGACUGUGCAAAAGGACUAGCCUGUAAAAUCUGGAAAGAGGCCAAAUCAAGGUUGCACAUCUGCCAGAAAAUCUGAGUAUGUCGGGAUUCCACUGCGGCCCUGAGACUGUGAAGCAAGGUGCUUUUGUCGGAGCACAUUGUGUAAAUAAUACAGGAUUUGUUAAAGUGCCAUUUCUCUCACCAGAGUUCAUCCAUGCUUAUUGCAAAAUAACAUAGAGCACCAGGUCUGAAGACCACAGCACAUCCAUUCUGAUCAUUCUAUGAUAGCCUAGCACAUCCAAAUUAAUUGAAGACAGUCAGAAACCUUAGUGGGGAGUGUUGAGUUUAGUCUUUCAUUUACUAUUCCAUUUAUAAAGUAUAUGAAAAAAGCAUAAUUCUCAGGAUGUAGGCAUUGCAGAAAAGGUGGCCAUUUUUAGCCCCUCCUUAGCUGCUCCUUGAGCUGAUGGUAGUUUUGAACUGUUUCAGUCAGUGGUGAAGGUAUUGAGGCAUUGAAGGUAUUCAAGUUUUUGAUUCAAAUAAUUAUAACACAAAGUAAGUCUCUGCAAAUGUCUUUCCACACUCCUGCCUCAUUGGUUCUACACUGGCAUUUUGAACGAUUUCUUCUUGUGAUCAGUGCAAUGCCAUCUGUAUAUUGACUAUCACAAGCUCUGCAGUGGUUCAGCCUUCUUCUGUAACCAUUGCAGUCCCUUUGAUCUGCAUCUCAAAUUUUGUUUUCCUAGCAAACUAGGGAAGAUCAGUCACUCGUCAAUGGUGUUGCCCCAAAAUGGUGUUCAUUUCAACUGUAUGAUCCCAUUUAGCAGAUCCACACAAUUGUUAAUAUUACACAGUGAAACGCUCUGCUUAUAAUUCAGUGUAUUUCCUACAACAGUGACUGUGUUAUCCAGACCAUGAAAAUAUAAGUUAAUUUACAGUUCCAUUGUUAGUGACAUAAUUGACAAACGCAGACGUGAGGAAUAUAGGAAGAGGCGUAGACCAUUCAACCCCUUCACCUCCUUUGCCAUUUAAUCAGAUCGUGGCUGCCGUGUACCUCAGUGUACUCACCAUUUCUGUUUAAUAGCCUGGGAUUCCCACAGUUGUUCACUGAAUUAAUUCACAAGUAUCACAAAAGGUAGCAAUGAUGCAACAAAAUUAAAAGCAAUUAGAGGACAAUAUCUGCUAACUUAGCUCAACUAGGAAUAAAUAUUAAUGUAUCAUUAACAUAAUGCCAACCAAAAUGUGAGAAGGCCAUUUUAAAUUAAUCACUAACUACAUGGUUGAAGUUAUUAGGUCUCAUCAUGUUGACUGAAAUGGGCUAAUGGGCCUGUUAAUCAAAUUCUUUUUUCAGCCUACCAUACAAGUCUUUAUUUCUCUUCCAUGAUGCUUAAACUAAUGAAUAUAUUUUGAAAAACAAAGUAAAGAAAGGUAAUUUGAGGGCGGCAUAUGUUAAUUUGUGCUGUAGUAAAUCUGUCAUUACUUUAUAUUGUACAGAUUUAUGUAAAACGGGUUAAAAUCUAUUAAUACUGGGAAGAAGAUGGUGACAGACUCAGAGCAGACAGACAGAUUGGUAGGAUGGACAAAUGUUUAAUCAAGUUUAAUGCAGUGAAGUAAUGUAUUCUGGAAUGAAGACUGAGGAGAAAUGUUACAGAGAUCUAAAGGAUCACAGGCACAGAUUCUAGGAUAUGGCCAAAUAAUUUGACAAGGACAUUGAAAUAAAAAGGGAUCCUUGGCUUUAUAAAUAGAGUCACAGGGUGCAAAAGAAACAAACUUAUGGCAAAAUUUUAAGAAAACACUGGCUUAACUUCCAAGGGAAGAAUUGUGUCCCAUUCUGGGCAACAUCAUUUUGGAAAGAUGUUAAAACCUUGGAGAGGGUGCAGAGGACAUUGAAAAAAGAUGCUCCCAGUGAUAAGCAAAUUCAAUUAUGUAGCGACACUAGUCCCACUGUAAUACGAAUAUGAACAUAGUCCCACUGUAAUACGAAUAUGAACAUAGUCCCACUGUAAUACGAAUAUGAUAAGAACUAGGAGCAGGAGUAGGCCACUUGGCGCGUCGAGGCGGCUCUGCAAUUUAAUAAGAUCAUGGCUG
This is a messenger RNA of Chiloscyllium plagiosum (whitespotted bambooshark), 2746 nucleotides long. RefSeq names its product dickkopf WNT signaling pathway inhibitor 2 (gene dkk2). Gene Ontology annotation, cellular component: extracellular region. Gene Ontology annotation, biological process: multicellular organism development; negative regulation of canonical Wnt signaling pathway. Gene Ontology annotation, molecular function: co-receptor binding; receptor antagonist activity. Lineage: Eukaryota; Metazoa; Chordata; Chondrichthyes; Orectolobiformes; Hemiscylliidae. The record is from RefSeq and is a predicted model, not a curated record.